UUCAUCCUAAUUCCAAUCCCAAGCAAGAUAAAAUGGCUGAUGCUGCUGUUAGUGCUACUAUUCGGGUUGCAUUGCAGACGGUGGUUUCCCUUGCCGCUGACCAUGUUAAUCUGGCUCGUGAAUUCCCAAAGGAGCUGGAGAGACUCGAAAAAUCUGCUGCAAUGAUCCGAGGCUUCUUGGCCGGUGCCGACAAGGACAUGCGUAGACCAGGGGUACAAAAUUGGCUCGAGCAGCUGGAAGAUGAGGUUUUCAAAGCUGACAAUGUGCUGGACGAGCUCAACUAUAAGAAUCUUCGUCGGAAGGUGGAGUAUCAAAAUCAACCCUUGAAAAAGAAGGUACUCUUCUGCUUUUCAUUCUUUAAUAAAAUUGGUUUUCGUUGGAGUUUGGGUUCAACUAUCAGGGAGAUCAACACGAACCUUGAAAGGAUCCAUGGGCAUGCCAGAGGUUUGGGACUAGAAUGCAAGGGCCAAGUUGAAGAAACAUCUGGAGCCGCAACAAGCCGACAGACCGACUCUAAGAUUGUUCGAAGUGAUGUCCUAGGAAGAGACGAGGAUGAAUCAAAAAUAGUUAAGAAGUUGUUGACCGAAUCUGAAAGUGAUAGAAUUUCAGUUAUUUCCAUAACUGGCCCGCCAGGAUUAGGAAAAACAACUCUAGCUAAAGCCGUUUUCAACAAUCCACAGUUUGAUAAUCAUUUUGACAAAAAAAUUUGGGUUUGUGUGGCUAAAGAAGUUGAAAUCAUGGAGCUCUUCAAAAUGAUUCUAGAAUCGUCAACAAGAAAAAAGGGUGAAGUGGAUAGUAGGGAGGUAAUAGUUGAAGGAAUUGAAACUGAACUUAAGGAAAAAAGAUAUUUGCUUGUUCUUGACGAUUUGUGGAAUCAUCAAGAAGGAUUGUUGAAUGACUUUUUCACCACUUUGGAGGCACUCAAACCGAAGAAAGGGAGCUGGUGUCUUGUUACUUCUCGUCUCCAAGAAGUGGCAAUUGUUCUGUCUAGACAUCGGCGGAUCAAUUUUACUUGUCAUGACCUAGGAAAGCUAUACGAUGAUGACUGCUGGUCUAUCGUGAAAAUUUGGGCAACUGUAGGGGAAGAAGUACCAAAAGAAUUGGAAGACACAAGGAAGCAAGUUUUAAGAAGAUGUGACGGUCUACCUCUGGCAGCAACGUUAAUCGGAGGUUUGUUAUCUAAAAAGAGAAAAGAGGAUUGGCUAUCUAUUUUGGAGGAGAGCCUCUUGAAUGGAGAUCAGGGUGGGAUCCAGCAAAUACUUAAGGUGAGUUUAGAUCAUCUGUCACCUGCACCGGUUAAGAAAUGUUUUGCAUAUUGCUCAAUUUUUGAUCAAGAUACUAAAUUGGAACAAGAUCUACUAGUUGAGCAUUGGAUGGCUGAAGGCUUUCUUCAACCGGAUACCCAAAAUGAAAGAAUGAUGGAGCAAAUAGGAUAUGAGUAUUUGAGAAUUUUGUUGCAAACUUCCUUAUUGGAAGAAGUAAAGGAGGAGAGGAGAACAUGGUAUAAAAUGCAUGACCUUGUGCAUGAUUUUGCAAAAUCAAUUUUGAAUCGUAGCAGCAGCAAUCAGGACCGUCACCUUGCAGUAUACUCCUCCGAAAGAACCAAUGAAAAAGCAUCAGCAUCGCUUCGCACACUAUUUCUGGAGGGUGGCAUGGCUGAUGCUAUGUUAUCAAAGUUCAAAUACUUGCAUGUCCUAAAAUUGUUUGGAGCAGAUGUCAAAGAGUUGCCGACCUCCAUCGGCAAACUAAUACAUUUGCACUUACUUGACAUUUCAGGUUCUAGGAUUACAAUUUUGCCAAAAUCUCUUUGCAAACUUUAUUGUUUGCAAACACUAAGAAUUGGCAAGCUUGAAGAAGGUUUUCCAAAGAAGAUGAGCAAUUUAAUUAGCAUGAGACAUUUUCACUAUGAUGAUGAUGCAGGACGCAAAAUCCAAAUGCCAUCCAGUAUUGGACGAUGGACUUGUCUUCAAACGUUAGAGUUCUUUAACAUUGGUCAUCAAGAGGAAGGUCGUGGUAUCCAGGAGCUUGGGACCUUGCAAGAUCUUAAAGGCUCCUUGGAGAUCAGAAAUCUUGAAUUAGUAAAUGGCAAAGAUAAUGCUAAACAGGCAAACCUAUCUAAAAAGCCAAAUAUGCAUCGGUUGGUACUUGAGUGGGGCAACAGGGAUCCGGAAAGUGAUAAAUACGAUGAAGAUGUGUUAGAAGGUCUCCAACCUCACCCGAAUUUAAAAGAGUUACAUAUCCGGAAAUUUAGGGGAAAUCAUAUUCCACAAUGGCUUGUGAAAUCAUCAACAUUAGUGGAAUUGCACUUAAUAAAUUGCAGAGAACUCCCCGUGCCCACACUGUCAUCCCUUCAACAUCUAUAUGGUUCAGGCACUACUAGCAUACAAACAUUCUUUCCAGCCCUUAAAAUUCUCUCUCUUGAAAGCAUGAAAAAUUUGGAAGAGUGGAAGGACGCAAAUGUGAUGGAUGUGUUUCCCGUGCUAGAAAAGUUGUAUAUUAGGGAUUGCCCCCAACUGACCACCAUUCCAACUCCAAGUCAUUUCCCAAGUCUUAAUGUAUUGGAAAUCGAAGAGAAUUGCCAUGUUUUGCUGGCAGAAAAGGUUUUGAGCAAUAUAGCCAAUCUUUCGUCCCUUGAAUUAACGUGUGGUCGUCGACACAUGGAGUCUGUAAAUUUAGUGAUACGACCAGAGAGCAGUUUGAGUAUUGAUGGCCGUGACAGUCUAUCCACUGACAUGCUCGAGCGACUCUGUCUUUUCCCAAGUCUUCAAAGUGUAGAAUUGUGGUUUUGCUCUAAUAUAACAACAUUAAGAGGAAUGAGUUGCACUGCUUGUCUUAAGAGAUUGGUAGUCAUUGAUUGUGAGAAUUUACGGGAGUUGCCAGAAGAUCUUUAUCAAUUUCAAGCUUUAGAGUGCUUGAAGAUAAGGGGUUGCCCGAGAAUUAAUUCAUUUGGAUCAAAUCCUAAUAAAGGACAGAAAAGCCUCCUCAAGUCUCUUGAGAAAUUAACUAUUGGUGACUGCAAGGGAUUAACAAGAUUCCCGGUGGAAAUGUUCGAGUCGUGUACGUCUCUCCGAGAGCUGCAGUUGCUCAAUUGUCCCAAUCUGGUCUCCCUUCCCCUUGAUUUGCGACGAACCCCUUCUCUCGAGGUCUUCUCAUUAAAGAGCUGUCCCAACUUGAUUACCGAGAUGCCUAGUGGAUUUGGCUAUCUUACCAGCUUAAGGGGAUUGCUGAUUGGUCCCAUCUUAGAUUACUCUGUAAUGGAAUUUGAUUGGGCUGGAUUAGCAUCUUCAUCAACACUCCGGCACGUGUCUUUAUGGGGGAUGCCUGACACGAAAUCUCUGCCACAUCAGCUUCAAAACUUGACUAACAUCACAUCACUACGUCUACAAAACUUCGGAGCAAUCGAAACCUUACCAGAUUGGCUUGGGAACCUUGCAUCUCUUGAAGAACUAUUUCUGUUCGGCUGCCAAAAGCUUGAAUAUUUACCCUCCAUAGCUGCCAUGGAACGCCUCAAAUUGAGAAGUCUGGAAAUUUAUUAUUGUCCUCUAUUUAGUUAAGAGUUAAGAGUUAGCUCUCCGAGCCAUCCGGCAACAAGUGUCAGUGACGCAGAAAGCAGUCAUAAUGCCGAAACAUUGCAGAAGGCUCAAAAGAGUCAUCCUGGAACCUCUAAAGCAUCUUGUUGCACUGUUCACAUUCUCCAAUUGCAACAUGAGGCUGUGGUUUCCAAUCUUUUUUGAAGAAAGAUGAGGAGAAUCUUUUUAGGAAGCAGAAAUCAAUGCUUUUUGGACAAAGAACACCAAGGUUCCCGCAUUGUUCUUAUGAAAAUGUCAGGGGGAGAAGUUAUUUUCACUUAUCAGUCAGGUUUUGAAGAUGGAAGGUUGUUAUCUCUGAUUUCUCCCACCAAAAUGCCAUAUAUUUCUCGGACUGUGGAAAUGAAGGUGAAAAAUGUUGACUGCAUGUAUUUUGGGCUGUUUCAAUGGCUUUUCUCCUUGUAGCGUGCUGAAAACAGAGUGGCUUGUGCCAGGCUUGUAGAAACUAGCAUGGAUAGAGAAGAAUUAAAGGGGAGCAUGGUAGCUAGUACUGGAGAGCUAUCAAGGUACAAGACUUGCUUGAAAAAGACUGGACUUACUGAUACUUUAGUUCCAGAGGUGAGAAGAUUUGAUGGAAAGAAGUUAGACAUUGUAGAUAGCAUUGAUGAUCAUUUGGACAACAUAAAAGAAGCAUGUGACUGCAGUGCCAGUCAUUCAUUUGGGUGGAAACAUUUAAAAGAUUUGGUGCUGCAAUUGUAGAUGCAAGAAUUCCUAUGUCAAUUGGACAACAGCUUAUACCUUUCCACUCAAGAACAAGAGAGACUCAAGGUACAACUGUGCUAAUAGCUAGUCAUUCCAGACUUCAUCUUGUUGGAAAAGAACCACAUGGCUCCCUGUUGUUUUUGUGAGAAUGUCAAAGGGAAGAAAUUAUUUGUCACUGACCAGGCAGGUUUCGCAAAUAAAGAUGGUUGCCGAUUAAAUUGCAUUAGCCUUGAUGGAGACUUCUCAAACACCAAAUAGAAAAACUGAAAGUGUUAUGUCCUGUAGUGCUCGGAAUGCAGAAAUGAAGGCGAUGAUUUGGCUAUAUCUGAGAUUUGUGAAGACCAAUGAAGGUGGUAAAUCAAUAAUAAAUGUUACACAAGAAAGUUCUUCAAGGUGGUUCAUUCCACUUCAUAGAGGUUUCUUCUAAUUUGAUUUGCUUCAGACAGAGGAAAGCAUAUCAAGGAACCAAUUUGCUGCUGAGACUAGUAGCCAAUUUGGUUGAUCUUGGUUCCAUUAUAAGCUCUCUGGAUUCCUCUACUUGGCAAUCGCAUGAACAUAGAUCUCAUAUCAUUGGAAGCAUUGAAAGUGAGAGGAUGAGAAGGCAAGAGCAUUGGAAGCUAGUUGUUGGAUUGUGGGCGUGAAAAAGUCCUUCAAUUCACAUUUCCAUUAUUUGUUACUAUACUAAAGUUUUGCUCUAUAGUACUGUAUCCCAAAACUUCAGUUUAACUAUACUAAAAGUGUCGUGCACAUGGCUGGCUAGAAUGCAUGUAUUACUCUAGUUUGGCUUACAGAGAGAGAGCAUUGCAACAGAUACUUGAGAAAAUGAAAAGAGCUUGUCCCUUUCUUUGUAAGGGGUAGGCAGGAUGUGGCGAGGUGUUGGGAGGGUGAAGUAUUAAAAAAAAAUGGCGAAAUGAAUAAGAAAAUAAAAAA
Coffea eugenioides is the source of this 5219-nucleotide messenger RNA. RefSeq names its product putative disease resistance protein RGA3. The record is from RefSeq and is a predicted model, not a curated record. Gene Ontology annotation, molecular function: ADP binding. Lineage: Eukaryota; Viridiplantae; Streptophyta; Magnoliopsida; Gentianales; Rubiaceae. The coding region runs from base 33 to 3554 and encodes 1173 amino acids. Gene Ontology annotation, biological process: defense response to other organism. The transcript has 5 exons.